This is a messenger RNA of Myxocyprinus asiaticus (Chinese sucker), 6137 nucleotides long. It is a transcript of the gene rb1cc1, whose product is annotated as RB1-inducible coiled-coil 1. The record is from RefSeq and is a predicted model, not a curated record. Lineage: Eukaryota; Metazoa; Chordata; Actinopteri; Cypriniformes; Catostomidae. The transcript has 23 exons. Bases 371 to 5242 code for a protein of 1623 amino acids. Gene Ontology annotation, molecular function: protein kinase binding; molecular adaptor activity. Gene Ontology annotation, cellular component: phagophore assembly site membrane; extrinsic component of membrane; Atg1/ULK1 kinase complex. Gene Ontology annotation, biological process: autophagy of peroxisome; reticulophagy; glycophagy.
CGCAGUGACGACAAUAACAAAACACAGCAGCAGCAUUAGCGGAGCAAUACACAACAAAAACCUCGGUGACAGAACUCAUCCAUCCAGACCUACAUGUUUUUAAAGAUGACCUACUUAUAAAAGUAUUCAAGCUCAUUGUAGUUGGAUUUCUACGUUUUAUGGGAUUUAAAAAUAAAGGCCCGUGUUUGGCGUGAUGAGCGUUAGCCUGUUAGCACGACAGCUUCAACGUCUAACUGACAGAAACCUUAACAUUUCAGCCCAAAUCAACCCAAUAUUCUGCUUUAAUGCAGAUAAUGGACUGAAGAAAGUGCAGCCAAAAUUGACUAGAUGAACAAAUCAAGCGGGAGGGAGAUUCAGCGGAGAAUUCAACAUGAAGUUGUAUGUGUUUCAAGUCAACAACGGAAGCACAUUGACGUUUGACACUGAACUUGCUGUCCAAACUGUUUUGGACCUUAAACAUGCCAUUCAGGCCAAAUAUAAGAUUGCAAUCCAGCACCAGGUGCUGGUGGUCAAUGGAGGGGAGUGUAUGGUGGCAGAGAGGCGCGUGUGCAGUUACAGUGCUGGAACGGACACCAACCCGAUCUUCUUGUUCAACAAAGAGAUGAUCCUGUGUGACCGAGCUCCAACCAUCCCCAAAACGACCUUCUCCAUUGAGAAUGAGAUGGAGCUGAAGGUGGAGGAGUCGCUCAUGAUGCCUGCUGUCUUUCACACUGUCGCCUCCCGCACUCAGCUUGCUGUGGAAAUGUUUGAGGUUGCCAAGAAGCUGAGCUCCUUCUGUGAGCGUCUGGUCCAUGAUGAACACCUUCAGCACCAGGGAUGGGCGGCCAUCAUGGCCAACCUAGAUGAUUGCACCCUCUCCUAUCAAAAACUCCUCUUGAAAUUCGACAGUGCUUAUACAGAUUACCAACAUGACUUUGAAGACAUCAAAUUAAAACUUACCAAACUUGGCACUGCUGUUUCAGUCAUGGCAAAGAUCCCGCUGCUGGAAUGUUUGACUCGGAAUAGCUACAGAGAAUGCUUGGAGAAAUCCAGCUCCCCACACCCAAGAACCACUGAUGAAGGUGACGAUAAUGAGGAAGAUGCAGGAGAAACAUCCACCCAGUCCGCUAUCCUCUGCCCCACUGCCACCCAGAAGAAUCGUAAGUCGCCUUCGCCAAUCUCUGCAUCAGGAGAAGCAUCGUCCCAGGUGUCUUCCUCUCUUCAGGACAGACUGAAGGGCAGCUGUAGUCUAAAAGCAGCUCUACAGGAAGAGGAGGAAUCUCCGGAGAGGGGAGCCACGCCCACUUUCAAUGUCACUCUGUUGGAUUGGAUCAAUGUGCAGGACAGACCUAAUGAUGUGGAGUCGGUAGUGAGAAAGUGUUUUGACUCAAUCAACAGGCUUGAUCCCCGAAUUAUCCAACCGUUUCUAUCUGAAUGCCGUGAGACGAUUACCAAACUGGAUAAUCAGAACAUGAAGGCCAUCAAAGGUCUUGAAGACAGAUUGUAUGCACUUGACCAAAUGAUUGCAAGCUGUAAAAAGUUGGUCAAUGAACAGAAGGAACUUGCUCAGGGAUUUCAUGCCAAUCAGAUGAGGGCUGAAAACCUGAAGGACACCUCAGUUUUGCCUGACCUGUGUCUGAGUCACGCCAACCAGCUGAUGAUCAUGCUGACCAAUCACAGGAAGCUACUAGACAUCAAGCAGAAGUGUACCACUGCCAAACAGGAGCUUGCCAACAACCUUCAAGUUCGUCUCAAAUGGUGCUGCUACGUGAUGCUUCACGCUGAUCAGGAUGGAAAGAGGCUGCAGGCUUUGCUGAGGCUGCUAACGGAGCUGCUGGAGCGUGUACGGGUGGUGGAGGCGCUCAGCACAGUGCCACAGAUGUAUUGUCUCGCCGUAGUGGAGGUGGUCAGGCGCAAAAUGUUCGUAGGACACUACAGACAGUGGGCCAGUGCUCUUGUUAAAGAUGGGAAGAACCUCUAUGAGGCCGAAAAAGUGAAAAGGGAAAGCUUUGGGAAGCUCUUCAGGAAAUCGUUUCUCAAAAAUCGGUUGUUUCGAGGACUGGAUUCAUGGCCAUCUUCUUCAUUUUGUACCCGAAAGCCUCGAAAGUUUGACUUUGAGCUUCCAGAUAUUUCCCUGAGUGAUCUACAGUAUCUCAAGACCUGUUGUCCUUCCGAUGUUCAACCUUAUCUCAGGGUCCCGACACUGUGUGAUUUUGAGCCUCUCAACCAGCAUGUUGAGGUUCUCCAUCAACUGGUUCAGGCUGCUCAGAGUGUGGAUGAGAUGUCACAAACUGUCACAGACCUAUUAAAUGAACAAAAGGUUUGCUGUAGCCAGAUUGCUCAAAGAUCCACUGCAUUAACACCCAGAUCUGAAAGCACAAUGGAAAACACCACGAUCUCCACCAAAAUGUUGUCCACUCUUAGUCUGAAAGCACCGGACUGCCAACCCCUGUCCCUCCCUGGUCCCUUGGAGGACCUGUCACCGGACAGCAUAGAUGCCCAGACCUUUGACUUUGAAACCAUUGGGCACCCUAACAUGGAUCCGGUAUUACAGCAGAGCUCGUUGGACUUGGACUCAUUGGCUGAAAGUCCAGAGUCUGACUUCAUGUCAGCUGUUAAUGAGUUUGUUAUUGAGGAGAAUUUGAUGUCACCUAAUCCGAUCAGUGAUCCCACAAGCCCAGAGAUGAUGGUGGAGUCUCUUUACUCUUCUGUCAUAAAUGCAAUCGACAGUAAGCGGAUCCAGGACACUACUACACUCGAGAAGGAAAAUUUAAAGAUUGCAGCACUCAAGCUGUCAGCAGACAGGUACCGUUCUGCUGCCGAAGAGUCCCAGAACAACUUGAGGAAAAUCAAAGAUGACCUUCACCACUUUCGAGGUCUUGUUUUGAAGGAGCAACGGGACUUUGGAUUUGCCCUGAAAACAAUGAUCAUUGAGGUCCAAAACGUUCUCAACAGUAUCGGAAACUAUCACGAGAAGGAACUAAGAGAAAUGCAGCAAACCAGUCUCCAGACUUUGAAGGUUGAUCAUGAAAAACAGAUACAGACUCUCACUGAAGAGCUGGAGGGCAAUCUGAAAAUUGUCAGAGAUGUUCAGAGGGCCAUGCUGGACCUUGAGGGACUUGUAGAGCGCAAGGAGAAGGAAAUAUCCCAGCUGGAGAGCGAAAGGGAUCAUUCAAUGCAAGAUCUGCAGAAUCUUCACAAACAGACCGUGCAGGACCUUGAGGAAAAGAUUUUGAAGCAAAGUGAGGAGCUGAAAGCGGCUUUGCUGUCCAAGGACGAACUUGCAGGGCAACUGGAGAACCUUCACUUUGAGAUUGAGCGUAGCCAACAGAAAAUCAAACAGGAGAUGGAGAACUCGGAGAAAAAGCACCUUCAAGAACUGGGGGCACGGUUGAGCCAACAACAUGAAGCAGAGCUGGCAUCUGUCAGACUGGCAAAACAAAGUGCACUUGAUGACCUUGCCCAGGAGAACCUGGUAAAGCUAAGAGAGCUGAUGGAUUCUCACUCGGCUGAGCUCAAGGAACGUGAAGGCCGUUUGAAAGACUUGGAAGCCCGUGUCACGGAUCUUGCGGAUGCUCGCUGUAAAUUAGAAGUUGAGCUGGCUCUUAAGGAUGCAGAGACAGAGGAUAUCAGAUUGCAGUACGAGGAGGCCAAAAGCUCCCAAGAGGAAAUGUUGAAAGCAGAGCUGACUACCCAAACAGCCGCCCUACAGACACAGAUAGAGACAUUGAGCCAGCAACUCCAGCAGAAAAAUGAAGAGUAUGAGAUGGGGCUGGCCGAGCUACGAGCACUCAUGAGGUUGGAGAAGGAUCACUGCAUUUCUGAGCUCAUGGAUCGGCACGAAGAGGAGAGCGCCUUGCUUCGACAUGAGUUUUCAGCGCUCAAACAAAAGUCGCAGGAUGCGGAGAAAGACUGCGAGGAACGUCUCCAGAAGAUGCAGCAAGAUUACGAGGACCAGCUUGUUGCCUUACAGACGGAGAUGGAGGAUGAACGGAGAGCUUUCCAAGAGAAGGAGCGAGAUCUAAGGACUAUUACUAGUGACCUGCAGGCGGAAAACGCUCUAUUGUCGGGAAGGCUGGAUCAGGAAAGGACUGAAGCCCUACAGAGGGUGGAGGACGAGAAGGAAGUGGCAGUUAAAACUGCACUACAAGAGGCCUUAAGAGAUUUUCAACUCCAAAAAGAGGAGCUUGAGACAAGACUGUUUGAAAAAACUGAACUACUUGAAAAUCAGCUCAAAGACAGACAAUCCACUGAGACAGUGGCAGCUCCUGUAGAGCAGACAGAGGCUGGUGUGGAGGCCGGUGCUGGGUCGCCGCUGGACAGUGGCCAAUGGUCGGAGGAGAGGGCAUCCCUCUUGGCCAAGCUGGAGCUCUUGGAACGUACAAAGAAUGAGGAGAUGCAGAACUUAAAGACCUCGCUUGUUGCUGAGCAGCAGACGAACUUCAACACUGUUCUGACUCGGGAGAAACUAAAGAAAGAGCAAAUAAUCAAUGAUCUUACAGAGAAGCUCAACAAUGUGAUGCAGCAACAAGAGAAAGAUAAAGGCCUGAUUGAGACGCUCUCUGAGGACCGCGCAAGCAUCCUUCAGGAGAAGAAACAGCUGGAGGAGGAGCUCAACCGCCUGCGAAACACCGUCCUCGUCUCUUCGUCUUUCUUUCCACCCAAUCCCGUCCCGGUCGCUGCAGAAGCCCAAGGUGCCUGUGGACCCGCCAACGCAGAAGCCCUUUCACCCACCAUCCCUGACCCAGAGAGGCUGGCAUCCCUGGCUGCGUUCAGGGAUGAGGAGAGGGUGGAGUCAGCAGUGGAGGCCAGCUUGAUGACAGUGCAUGACCACACUAUGCUAUCUGAAGAGAAACAGCGCAUACUGAUUUUGGAAAGGACCUUACAUAUGAAGGAAGAAGAGAACAAAAGACUUAGUCAGAGACUGAUGUCACAGAGUAUGUCGUCCGUGUCAUCAAGGCACACUGAGAAAAUCGCCAUCCGAGAUUUUCAGGUGGGUGACUUGGUUCUCAUAAUUCUGGACGAGAGGCACGAUAAUUACGUUCUCUUCACUGUUGGUCCCACUCUUUAUUUCCUGCAUUCAGAGUCCCUUACUGCACUGGACCUCAAACCAGCGACAGGAGCCACACGGCGGCCUUGGGUUCUAGGAAAAGUCAUGGAGAAGGAAUAUUGCCAAGCCAAAAAGGCCCAAAACCGGUUCAAAGUUCCUCUCGGCACCAAAUUCUACAGAGUAAAAGCCGUGCCAUGGAAUAAGAAAGUGUAACCUUGUAUAAUUAUCAUAUUGUAAUUAGCUCACUAUGUUUUUAUUCCUUUUUGUUUUUUAAAGCAAUCUCACUCAACCUUUAUCAUUUUGUCAAUAUCAGAGGACAAAACCAUUUCUCCCCUUAUUUUUUAUUUUUAUUUUUUUUUGCCUUGUUGCAACUCAUGUUAUCUCAUUUUUUUAUAUGCAGAGGAUUUGUAUAUGUGGACCAAAUGAUAAUAACUUUAUUGGGACAUUGCUCCGUGUAUGAUGGCUCCAAAGCCAUUACAAGAAGUCUGUAAAAUUAACAAAAUGUAUUUGGAUGUUACAUAUUAGUGCAUCAUCUUUAUCAAUAUUAUGGUUGACAAAUAAAACACUAUCACGAUCAGCUUAAUUACUUCAGAGGGAUAUGAAAAUAUGCAUUUAUUGUAAAUGUUACCAGAGGAAUGGUCAUGGCAUGCAUAUAGAUAUAUUUUCUUUGAUUUACUUGUCUGGAUAUGCAUUGUAGUUGGAGGUAUUGGUAAAAAAAACUGCUGAUUGUUACUCAUGGCACAGUAUGACCCACCUGUUUAUUAUGAAGUACAUUUGGAUGGCCUGACAGACGACAGGCUUCACAAUCCUUCAGAUGCACUUUCAAAAAAAAAAGACGAUGCUUUUGUUGAUUCAAAAGGGAGGCAUUUGUGCUGUCAAAAACAAGCUGUUGUAGGAUGUUGAGAUAUAGAAAGUAAUAUUUCAUGUUUGUGAAUGUGUGUCUUUAUUGAAUUAAAUGAUGACAUUGUAUAUUAUUCAUCAAACCACACCGGUAACAAAAAAAAUGACUGUAUUAUAAAAGAAUUUAGAGUUUUCAAAACAAUAAAGGUUUGAUCCCAAACUCCUUGCAAUGGAUUGCAUUACCCACAGUUCAUUGUUAUAUUUAUUC